Coregonus sp. 'balchen' is the source of this 14274-nucleotide messenger RNA. The record is from the annotation of a GenBank genome assembly. Lineage: Eukaryota; Metazoa; Chordata; Actinopteri; Salmoniformes; Salmonidae.
AUGUUCAGAUUGACCGGUCUGUAUAGUAUAGUACGCAGGGCAGUCUGCAAUGGCACAGAGGACAUGGUGAAAGGCAAAUUCUUCUACGCUGUGAGGAAAGGAUUAAAACCUGGAGUUUACCAAACUUGGUGAGUUGUGGUGUAGUUGGCUAGCUAGCUAGUUACAGCUGUAGUGUGUCUUAAAACACAUUGACAUUUAUAUUAUAAUUUCUAUUCAUUGAAUUACAGUGGGGAGAACAAGUAUUUGAUACACUGCCGAUUUUCCUACUUACAAAGCAUGUAGAGGUCUGUAAUUUUUUAUCAUAUGUACACUUCAACUGUGAGAGACAGAAUCUAAAACAAAAAUCCAGAAAAUCACAUUGCAUGAUUUUUAAGUAAUUAAUUUGCAAUGUAUUGCAUGACAUAAGUUUUUGAUACAUCGGAAAAGCAGAACUUAAUAUUUGGUAGAGAAAUCUUUGUUUGCAAUUACAGAGAUCAUACGUUUCCUGUAGGUCUUGACCAGGUUUGCACACACUGCAGCAGGAAUAUUGGCCCACUCCUCCAUACAGACCUUCUCCAGAUCCUUCAGGUUUCGGGGCUGUCGCUGGGCAAUACAGACUUUCAGCUCCCUCCAAAGAAUUUCUAUUGGGUUCAGGUCUGGAGACUGGCUAGGCCACUCCAGGACCUUGAGAUGCUUCUUACGGAGCCACUCCUUAGUUGCCCUGGCUGUGUGUUUCAGGAAGACCCAGCCACAACCCAUCUUCAAUGCUCUUACUGAGGGAAGGAGGUUGUUGGCCAAGAUCUCGCGAUACAUGGCCCCAUCCAUCCUCACCUCAAUACGGUGCAGUCGUCCUGUCCCCUUUGCAGAAAAGCAUCCCCAAAGAAUGAUUUUUCCACCUCCAUGCUUCACGGUUGGGAUGGUGCUCUUGGGGUUGUACUCAUCCUUCUUCCUCCAAACACGGCGAGUGGAGUUUAGACCAAAAAGCUAUAUUUUUGUCUCAUCAGACCACAUGACCUUCUCCCAUUCCUCCUCUGGAUCAUCCAGAUGGUCAUUGGCAAACUUCAGACGGGCCUGGACAUGCACUGGCUUGAGCAGGGGGACCUUGUGUGCGCUGCAGGAUUUUAAUCCAUGACAGCGUAGUGUGUUACUAAUGGUUUUCUUUGAGACUGUGGUCCCAGCUCUCUUCAGGUCAUUGACCAGGUCCUGCCGUGUAGUUCUGGGCUGAUCCCUCACCUUCCUCAUGAUCAUUGAUGCCCCACGAGGUGAGAUCUUGCAUGGAACCCCAGACCGAGGGUGAUUGACCGUCAUCUUGAACUUCUUCUAUUUUCUAAUAAUUGCACCAACAGUUGUUGCCUUCUCACCAAGCUGCUUGCCUAUUGUCCUGUGGCCCAUCCCAGCCUUGUGCAGGUCUACAAUUUUAUCCCUGAUGUCCGUACACAGCUCUCUGGCCUUGGCCAUUGUGGAGAGGUUGGAGUCUGUUUGAUUGAGUGUGUGGACAGGUGUCUUUUAUACAGGUAACGAGUUCAUAAAGGUGCAGUUCAUACAGGUAAUGAGUGGAGAACAGGAGGGCUUCUUCAAGAAAAACUAACAGGUCUGUGAGAGCUGGAAUUCUUACUGGUUGGUAGGUGAUCAAAUACUUAUGUCAUGCAAUAAAAUGCAAAUUAAUUACUUAAAAAUCAUACAAUGUGAUUUUCUGGAUUUUUGUUUUAGAUUCCGUCUCUCACAGUUGAAGUGUACCUAUGAUAAAAAUUACAGACCUCUACAUGCUUUGUAAGUAGGAAAACCUGCAAAAUCGGCAGUGUAUCAAAUACUUGUUCUCCCCACUGUAUAUGUGUUUACUUUUUCAGGGAUGAAUGUAAGAGCCAAGUUGACAAGUUCCCAUAUGCCAGCUACAAGAAGUUUGCAGCAGAAAAGGAUGCCUGGGCAUUCGUCAGAAGCGUAGCAACGUCGAUAACUCCAGACGUAAAAGAGGGUAGAUACAGUAGAUGGCUAUGUUCUUUCUCUAUAGGUCACUCUACUUGUGAAAUGGCAAUACAAUGGGUGCUGAUGUUACUCGCUCUAGGAAUGGGCAGCCCAUCUAAUCAUUAGACAACUAGUGCACCGUUCGGGCUCAGCAUAAUCAGACUUGCACUCAGACCACAAUAUUAUAUUUUAGGAGCCAGCUAUGAGGCAACACUCCCUAGAAGAGCACCGGAGGCCAUUGAGUAUAUACCCAUUUGUCAGAAGCGGCACUAUUGUCACAUAGACGAGGAGGGGGUGUCCCCUGCCAAACGAGCCAAACCGAGUCAAGACAGCAGCUCAUCUUCAAAAAGCUCUGAUGGAUUCACCUACAUUGGUAAUUACAGACAUUCUCAAUGUGUUGUUAAUGUUGCAGAUUAAAAUGGUUAGUGUUUAUGUUUUUGGGGUGAAUAAACAGUGUUUUCUGUUCCUCCAGGUGAUGCAGUGGUGGUGUACACAGAUGGUUGCUGUUCAGGCAAUGGGAAGGCCGGGGCCCGAGCUGGCAUCGGAGUGUACUGGGGACGUGACCAUCCUCUGUGAGUUGAUUCAGGCCUGUAGUAAAUUAUACUUCAAGAGAGCUUGACACAAUAGAGUCCAGAAGUUUUCAUGUUGACUGUCUUUACUGUAGGAAUGUAGCUGAACCACUGGAUGGAAGACAGACCAACCAGAGAGCCGAAUUACAGGCAAGUACUGUGUUAGUGUCAUAUUUGCUUUAAUUGUGAACUCUAAAGCAGUGUUAUUAUUUUAGGCUCAUUGAAUUGCCACAGUUCCCUUUUGGAUUGUAACCCCACAUAGAUGUAAUCUCACGUUUUGCUUCUAAAUGACAGGCAGCAUGUAAAGCCUUGGAGCAGGCCAAAGAGAUGAACAUCAAGAAGUUGGUGCUCUAUACAGACAGCAAGUUCACAAUAAACGGUACAUAUGUGCUGCUUAAAACACUCAACCAACACUAUCAGCAAGGGCAUGUGAUGCUGCAGGCAUGAUGCAGAAGCUAAUAUUACUAGCUAGGCCUACUGUGACCAUUGGAUGAGAAAUCCAAAGGUCCCUCCUCUCUGACCUUCUCUUCCAAUGGGUUUUGAGAAGGAGGCGAGAGGACGCGAGGAGUAUGCAAUUAAGAAAAGGCAUAUGUCGGUGUUGUUUCCUUCAGGUGUCACCAGCUGGGUGAAGAACUGGAAGCUGAACAACUGGCGGCUCAACUCUGGUGGCCCCGUCAUCAACAAAGAGGACUUUGAAAAACUUGACGUGUUGAAUGAAGAGCUGGAGGUUGUAUGGGUAAGUAUCAAUGUUGCUCUACAUAUCUAUACAUGUUUUCACUUCAGAGAUUCAGUACUCAAAUGUUUUGGGUUUCAGACUAGAACAGCGGUUCCCAAACUAGGGGUCACAACCCCAUGUGGGGUCACCUGAUUUGAAGAUGGGAUGGCAGGAGAAACUCCCAAAAGCCUGGUGAAACUUUUUUAAUAAUUAAAAAAUAUAUACUUUAUCAUUAUAAAAAAAUGUUGUUAUGUGGUUAACCAAAACAUUUUUUUCUUCUAAAAGUUAAAAUUCUACUGUGAAGGAGUUGCCUUCAAGAAAUAGUUCAAUACUCUACCAAACAUUCUAGUUUCUAGAUCUGUCUUCUAUGGGAUUGGGUUGGUGGAUCUCAUCCAACUUGAAGGUGCAUACACCGCCACAUACUGUACUGAAGUGUGAGACCAGUCACGGCCUACCUACAUUAAAUUCUCUUCAUUAUUCCUGUUACUUAAAGGAAGAAAAUAGCACCACCAACUAACCCUACACCUACAGUACAUACCACCAUUUCAUAAAAAUCAUAUACCCAGGUACUUCUCUGCAGCUGCUACCUACACAUUAACAACCCACUACCCCAUUCCACUACUUUGACCCUAUCUGCUCCUGCACCAUGCAAACGACCUGGGAGGACAGGACACCACCCAUCAACACACUCAAAACUCUUCUGCAGUAAAAUCUCAUAUACCCAGGUACUUCUCUGCAGCUGCCACCACAUCUAUUUUCUGUGAUUUAUGUUCCAUUUCUGCGGUACAGUUGAUAACCAUUGCUAUGAACACUCGGAAGUCAACCUUACUGAAGCAUAAAUCACUCGUUGCCCUAUCCCUCUGCGCUGACACAAAUCUACUAAAAAUCUUCUCAGGAUCCCUCACCCUUGACCCCUCACCCAUCCUUCUCUACUUUAUUCACUGCCUCAGAAAAUGACACCUUCUGCACUACUCUGACUCUGGCCAAUUCAACCUGCCUCUCUCGCACUGGAAACUUCCGAUCCACAGCAACAUGAGCACCCCUACAGUUGACACACACAACUUUAUCCACCGAAACUACACAAUCCUCUGUCCCAUGCCCUCCUGCACACUUCCCACAUCUUGGAAUCUCCUUCUUACACACUGCUGCAACAUAAACGUUGCACCUCAAACAGCGCAGUGGAGUCUGCACAAAAGCUCUAGCAGGAUAACUGAUAUAUCCUUACAUGACUUUGUUUGGUAGAGACUCUGACUCAAAAGGACUGACGGUGACUCCUCGGUUUCACCACGCACCCCACCGGGUCUGCGUCGCACCAAACGGUCACAAACACCAGGAAUUUUCAUCUUCAAUUGCUCCACCUCCACACCCAUCUUCUUCUUCUUCUAUGGUAUAUUGGCGAUCACACAAUUUCAUGUGCAUCCCACCACCUACUAUGCGGGAUGGAAACAGGAUUCCCCCCAAAAACAGAACUACCAAUAAAUCAAAUAACUUUUCAGUUAAAAAUAAAUAAAUAUAAGGAUAUCUGAUCCCUACACAGGCUCAAGGGGAACCUGGGAUGGCGGGUCUUCCGGCGCCAGGACCCCUUGCAAGUCUUCCGAUGUAAAAUCCUUGAGUCCCAAAAACCUCUGCCGCACCCACAAUAAUGUCCAGUUUCUUCGACUUCUUUGAGACUUGUGCUGUACAGUUUAUAACUGUGGCAAUGAACGCAACAAAAUCCACCUUUUUAACACACAGGGUAUCUUUUGUCUGGCAGCAAACAUUUACUACAGGCUGUGGUGUAUCCACUAGCAUCACUUGUUUUCUCAAUUAUUUUCAUCGCCUCCGCAUAGGGGAUUCAAUUGACCGCUCUAACUUUUGCCACCUCAAUUUCCUUCACCCUUACAGGGCAUUCCAGGAACUCAGGAUCAUGAUCCCCACCACAAUUACAACACCGUCGUCCUUCUACACACCGUUCUUCAGUAUACUCUGUUCGUCUGCACACACUUGAAACAUGGCCAAAUCCUUUACAAUUAUUACACUGCAGUGGUUUGGGGACGAAAGCUCUUACAGCGUAUCUUACAUAACCAAGCUUCACAUGCGUAGGUAUUUGCUCUUCCUCAAAAAAACAACCGGACCGACAGACUUUCUUAUUUCUCUCCAUUCACCCAGCAGGUCAGACGCCGGGCACCAACCACACCAGGAAUUCUCUUCAGGUAUUCAACCUGAACAUCCGUCGUCACCCCUGAAAUGACUCUUUUGACGGGUGCUCUACUCCGGAGUUCAAAACACAAAACUUCUGUUGUCCGGAUUCUUUUGAGGCCCACUGCAAUCUUCCUCUGCUCUUCAGAAAUACAAUUAAUCAAAAUAAGACCACUCCUGGUCACUCUGACAGACUCCACCUUUCUUAAAUAUUUUUCUAGCAGACGCUCUUAUCCAGAGCGACUUACAGUUAGUCCAUACAUGAUUUUUAUUUAUUUAUUUUUAAUGUUUAUUUUAAUUUUUUUAUACCCCCCGUGGGAAUCGAACCCACAACCCUGGCGUUGCAAACGCCUUGCUCUACGAACUGAGCUACAUCCCCUGCCAGCCAUUCCCUCCCCUACCCUAGACGACGCUGUGCCAAUUGUGCGCCGCCCCAUGGGUCUCCCGGUCGCGGCCGGCUACGACAGAGCCUUUCCAUGCACAUACUUCACCAUUUAACACCUCAAACGGGUUUCCCACAUAUGCAUCCUUACUCAACAAGCUCAUCCCAACAAGAAGCGAUUCAUUAUCAUGUACACACGUAUCCUCCACUCCAAUUUGAGACAAUUUCAUUUUUGUUAAAUUUUUAGAUACUACUGUUGUCCAUUCAGAACAUUCGACUUCCCCAAAUUUACUCGACGCGCUGCUGAAUUCAAACUCAGCAUCCACUUCCGCCAUCUUCCCGUCAACCUCCAAACCGCUGUCCUCCACACUCAUCGUCAAGUGUUUCUUGUUUUCUGUUGGUCCAGCUAAUUAAGUGGUUAAUUGACACAGGUGUUUCAGCUCAGUAACUAGGUCACCUGCCAUGUUAAAAUGGUUGUGCCAGAACAUUUUGGAGGGGAGGGGGACAAACCACGACAGACGGUUGUGAAUCGAGAGGGAUUUUUUGAAAUUGUUGAAAAACAAACAAAGUUUACUCAGUGUGACGGAGGUUUGGCACGGCCGUGCUGUGAAUGGGUCAGAGAUGGUAGGAGAUAGUGAUGGAGAGGAAAGGGAAGCAAGUAUGGAACAUAGUGGUACAAAUAAAGGAGGGAGUAAGAAAGAGAAAUAAAGCGGGAGAGAAAGGGAGUAGGGGUAUGAAGGGGAGAAAAGGAAGUUUGAGGAGAGCAACCUAGCUUCCAACGCUAGCGGAAGUUUGGAGGUAGAAAGUGCAGAGGAAGGGCAAGAUAAGACACGAGGAACAUGGAGGUGAGGAGGAGCAUAAAGUGAUUAUGAAGUUUAGGGAGGAAGGGGGAGUUGGGGCGAUGAGUCCGAUAAGGUUGACGGCUGUGAUAAAAGAGUUGAUUGGGGAAGUUGUUAAUGCUAAAGUGUUAAGAGAUGGGAGAUUGUUGGUGUGCUGUAAGGACAUGGCGCAGAGGGAAAAAGCUAUCGGAGUGAAGCAAAUAGGGAAGUGUAAGGUGGUGUCGAGCAGCUGGUCUGAUCAAGCAGGGAAGCAGUGGAGUAAAGGGGUGAUAACAGGAGUGCCUGUGAGUGUUCGCACUAAAGAGGUAAGGGACAAUUUGAGAGGAGGCGUUCUAGUGAAUGUACAAAGAUUGCAAGCAACAAGGGGUGGAGAUAGAGUAGAUAGCACGUCUAUUCUGUUACAUUUCAAGGACCGGGUACUGCCAAAUAAAGUAACAAUAGGAUAUAUGAGUUAUUAUGUGAGGGCUUAUGUACCGAAGCCUUUAAGAUGUUAUAAAUGCCAGAGGUUUGGGCAUGUGGCAACAGUCUGUAAAGAUAAAAAGAGGUGUGCCAGGUGUGGAGGAGAGCAUGAGUAUGGGAAGUGUGGAGAUGGUGUACAACCAAAGUGCUGCAACUGUGGGGGUGCUCAUAGUGUGGCAUAUAGUGGGUGUGAGGCUAUGAAGAAGGCAGUGGAGGUGCAACAAGUGGGAGUGGAGAGAAGGGUGUCAUAUGCUGAGGCAGUGAGGGUGGUCCAGGAGAGAAGGGUGUCAUAUGCUGAGGCAGUGAGGGUGGUCCAGGUCCAGGGAGAUACAGGUUCAAGGGAGAGAUGAGUAGGAGCAUCUAGACCGGGGAUUACGGGGUAGGUGGGCAGCGAUAUGGUAUACAUAGAAAAGAGAAAGCUGGUAACGUUCAUAGCAGGAGCUAUCAAUAGCACUGAUAAAGUAGAAUCUAAAACGGAGAGGAUUAAACUAAUAGUGAAAGCUGCUGGGAGACAUUUAAGUAUGACAGGGUUGACAUGGGAAGAGAUUCGAGAUUACCUCAAUCAGCCGACGGUGGAGUCAUGUAUUACUGGAUCUUAGUUCUGGUGGUAGUACUACAAUGGAAUGCUCGAAGCCUGUUGGCUAAUGGGCAGGAAUUCAAGCAGUUCAUUGUUGAUAUGCUAGCUAAGCCUGAUGUGAUUUGUGUGCAGGAAACAUGGCUCAAACCGAAUGUGGAGUUUAUCAUACAGGGAUAUAGGCAAAGGUAUUGAACAGGAGUACGUGGUGGUGGAGGUGUGUCUGAGAGGAGGGGUGCUAGUGGUAGUGAAUUACUAUAAUCUGUGUCAGAUAUUGGACAUGGAAGUGCUGGAGCGGGUGGAGGGCCAGGAAUGAAGUAAGGUAAUGUGGUGUGGGCAUUUUAACGCCCACAACAUGCUUUUGGGUGCGAAACGGAUGGAUGGAAAUGGCCAAGUGAUGGAAAAUUUGAUAGAAAAGAAAGAUCUGGUGUGCCUGAAUGAUGGCAGAGGGACCAGGAUUGAUGUAGCCACAGGGAAAGAGUCUGCCUUGGACCUCACUCUGGUAUCUAAUGCGAUGGCAGGAAUAUGUGAGUGGGAGGUAUGGGAGGAGUCGACAGUAGGGAGUGAUCAUUAACCCAUUGUAUGCACAGUAGGCCGGAGGGAGGAGGAGGUGUUAGUGGAUGGAGUAGGCAGGUGGGUGUUUGGAAGGGCAAAGUGGGAUCAGUUUCAGGACCUGAGUGAGCAGGUGAUGGCUCGGGUGGAUAUGAGAGGGGAUGUAGAUAGUAUGAAUAACUGGGUGAAAACAGCGUUAGUGGGGGCAGCUACUGAGGCUAUACCUAAGAGUUCAGGGAGGAGGAGGAGGAGGAAAGCAGUCCCAUGGUGGACAGAGGAAUGUGGGGCAAUGGUGAGGAUUAGGAACAGGGCAUUUAGAGUACUGAAAAGGACGCAUAACUUCCAACAUCUGAUUCAGUAUAAGCAGGCCCAGGCCAUGGUGAGGAGAACUAUCCGUCAGGCAAAGAGGUCAUGUUGGCAUCGGUUCUGUGACACCAUUGGAAGGGCGACACCUGUGGGGGGGAUGAUUAAGAGGAUGAGUGGGAUCAGAAGGGAGUGCGAUUAUCGAGUGGGGAGGAUGUGGCAGUAACAGAUGAGGAGAAAGCAGAGAUGAUCGGCAGGUAGCUUAGUGGUUAAGAGCGUUGUGCCAGUAACCGAAAGGUCGCUGGUUGUAAUCCCUGAGCCGACUAGGUGUAAAAUCUGUCGAUGUGCCCUUGAGCAAGGCACUUAACCCUAAUUGCUCCUGUAAGUCGUUCUGGAUAAGAGCGUCUGCUAAAUGAAAAAAAAAAAAGAUGGCCAAAGCAUUUGUGCAUAGCUCUGCAAAUCUGUCAGAGGAGGGGCAGAGGGGAGAGAGAGAACACGAGAGAGAAGCAUCCUGGAGUGCUGGGAAGGAGGGAGGAUGUAAAUGAUGCGUUGAGUGCACCAUUUACCAGGGCAGAGGUCAAAAGAGCAAUAGGUAAGGAUGGGUUAACUUCACCUGAGAAAGAUGAGGUGUGCAAUGUUAUGUUGGCCCAUCUUAGUGAUGAGGCACUAGAUAAGGUAUUGGUGUUGUACAACAGAGUGUGGGAUGAGGAGAAACUACCAGGCAGUUGGAAGGAGGCAGUAGUGGUACCAAUCCGGAAGCCCGGGAAGGAUCCAACGAAGCCAAUAAUCUAUCGGCCAAUAGCUUUAACAUCACAUGUAUGUAAGAUUAUGGAACGUAUGAUUACGAAGAGGCUAACUUACUUCCUGGAGAGCAGAGGGCUAGGAACGCCACAUCAGAGUGGGUUCAGGAAGGGUAGGGGAACUAUGGAUCCAGUGCUCUGCUUAGAAGCAGAGGUCAGGAAGGCUCAGGUGAACAAGGAGACUGUUGUAGCUGUCUUUUUUGAUGUGGAGAAGGCAUAUGAUAUGAUGUGGAAGGAGGGGUUGUUAAUCAAGCUUGAUAUUAUGGGGGUAGGAGGAAGAAUGUACAACUGGAUAAAUGAUUUCCUGUUUGGAAGGUCUCUCCAGGUGAGGGUGGGGAAGUCUUUAUCAGGCAGCUACUUGGUGGAUAAUGGUACACCGCAGGGGAGCGUGAUUAGUCCUCUGUUGUUCUCAAUCAUGAUCAAUGAUGUUUACUCUCAGGUACAGCUGGAUAUAGGGAGGUUGUUAUUUGCAGAUGAUGGUGCCUUAUGGAAGAGGGGAAGAAAUGUGCCUUACAUAGUCAGGAAGGUACAGGAAGCAAUUGAUGAGGUAGAGCGGUGGGCAUUAAUGUGGGGAUUCAGGUUUUCUGUAGAGAAAAUUCAAACAAUGUUCUUUACCAGGAGGAAGGUGGGAGAUGAGGUAUGCUCGAGGUUAUAUGGUAGAAACUUGGAGAGGGUGGGGGCCUUCAGGUUUCUUGGGGUAUACUUUGAUACUAGGCUGACCUGGGCAGAACAUAUUGAGAGAGUGGUGGGAAAGUGUAAGAAGGUGCUAAAUGUGAUGCGCUGUCUGACGGGGAAGUGUGGGGCUGGGUGUUACUCAUUGAAGACCAUGUAUGUUGCAUUGAUCCAAUCUGGAAAGGCUAGAUGUCAUACAGGGGCAAGGACUCAGAAUAUGUAGUGGGGUGUUUCGGACAUCCCCAGUGGCUACAGGACAGGUGGAGAUGGGGGGAUAUGCCGUUGCAGAUUAGGAGACAGCAGCUGGCAAUGAAUUACUGGGUCAACCUACAAGGACAUGGGGUGUCUCAUCCUGCGAAAGGGAUUUUACAGGCAUGCUGGGAACAUGAGCGAAGACCGAACACGAGCUUUGGGUGGUUGGGUAAUACCCAGGCGAAGGAGAUGGGACUGUAUGGAAGGGAGUUUAGUCCAAUGGUAGUUAUUCCUGUAAAUCCACCAUGGCUACUCCCGUCUCCAGUAGUUGAUAUAGAAGUGUUGGAGAGACUACAGAAAGAUAGGGAGGGUGUUGAUCCAGCUGAUUUCUUUAAGAUAUGUCUGGAAACUGUGUAUCAGGAUUUUGUGGCCAUUUACACAGAUGGUUCAAAAGAUCCAACGACAGGAUGUACUGGGUCAGUAUUUGUAGUGCAGGAAUGUGGGGUGGAAGUCAGGAAACGUAUUACAGAUCAUCUGGCUGUAUAUACGGUAGAGCUGAUGGCCUUUCAGUUGGCCUUGCAGUGGGUGGAGGAAGUUAAGCCAGACAGAGUAGUUAUUUGCUCUGACUCAUGUGCAGUGUUAAUGAGUCUCCAGUCCUUUAGCUCACGUAGCAGACAAGACAUGCUUUAUGAUGUGCUACAAACCUAUGGCAGGAUUAAACAGAUGGGUAUUCAGAUAAGAUUUACUUGGGUUCCAGCCCAUGUGCGGGUGGAGGGGAACGAGGCAGUAGAUGAACAGGCUAAACAAGCACUUAGUAGUGGGGAUGUUGAUGUUGAAGUGUCAAUGAGCAAGGCAGAGGCAAAAAGACUGAUAUAUACAGUGAUGGUGAAGAGAUGGCAGGAGCAGUGGAAUAUAAAUAAUAAGGGAAGGCAUUUAUUUCAAGUACAGAGGAAAGUCAGGGAGGGGAGGACAGCAGGAAGGGACAGAAGAGAGGAGGCUAUUUUUACAAGAUUAAGGGUGUGACACAGUUAGUUGAAUAAGACAUUAAAUGUGAUAGGAAAGCAUCCAUCAGGAAAGUGUGAUUAUUGUCAGUAAAUAGACUGUGGAGCAUGUAUUGCUACAGUGUGGGCAGUAUCAGAGGGAAAUAGAGAGGAUGAUAUUUAGUAUGAGGGAGAAGGGGAUACAGGAAAUUAGUUUAAAGAGUAUAUUGAGUAGAGCGUCAUUAGAUAUAGUCUAAAAUAUUUUUGUUAUCUUUUUUAAGAGAAACGGGGUUGGCAGGUAGGAUUUAGUUUAUCCCUGUCUCUGGCCCACACUCCAGUACGGUAGGUGGCGGUAAUGCACCAUAACGUUGGAUGCCAACCGCCGAUAAACCCCACUGAAGAAGAAGAUUUUGGAGGGAAAUGUCUUUUAACUAUGGUGAGCCACAUCAGGUUUAGCUGCCAGUUUAGUGUGGUUUUAAAUUGCUCUGCUACAGCAGUUUUAAAUAAAGUACUUUUGAACGGUUUUUAAUCUGUUCUUUUUAAAGCUGUUUAAGUGUUAGAGAUGGCCAGCUCUCAUACAUCCCUGUAAGGAUGAAGGAGGUCACAGUAGCUAGGAUCAGGGCCAUCCAGCAGGUCUCCUAUGUGGAGGCAGUGAAAAUUGCUGAAGGCGUGAGUAGAGAGGAGAUGGUAGUGGAUCUCCCACAGUUUGCAGUGAAUGCCAUGCAGGAGAAGGAUCCCGACACACUAAUAGUGAAGGUGGACUUUGUUGCGUUUUAUAGCGCAAGUGAUAAAUUGCACUAGUCAAACUAAUAAAAAAUCUAAGAAGCUAGACAUUUUGAAGGCGGCAAAUAGAUUUCUGAAUAUCCAGGACUUUACAGCCGAAAUGUUACAGGGAGUACUGAAUGAAGAGGUUCCCCCUCCAAGGUUCCUGAGCCUGUGUAGGGAUCUGAAUAGACAUUUACAUCCGACUGAAGGAGUACCGUUUUUUUGUUUGAAAUUCAGGGUAGUAGCGUGAAUUUGUUUUUAGUUUUUGGUAUUUAGUAUGAAUUUGUUCAUCCAAAACAUAUUUUGUUUUUGGGGUAUUUUUUACAGUAGGUAGCGGCAAUACACCUUAUGAGUGUAGUCUGCCAAUAAACUUUGAAGAAGAAGCUCUCUUACAUCAACCAAUGAGAGUGCCUUAAGUUGGCGGGAAAAGGCUGGCCUACACUUGAGCGCAGUGUUGCCAACUUAGCGACUUUGUCGCUAUAUUUAGCGAGUUUUCAGACCCCUCUAGCGACACAUUUUCAAAAAAGCGACUAUCAACAAAUCUAGCGACUUUUUCUCGUGUUAUUGGAGACUUUUGGAGACUCUGACGUGAAAGCAUGUAUCGUUCUUACUCUUCUCAACGAGCAGCGGGUGCUUUGUUACCCCGUCCCAAAGCACUCACAGGCGGCCCAGUCCUCGCACAGCAGUCCCUCCCAGCUGCAGUCAGAGCAGGAGAUGUUCACCCCUCCGCGUCCAGACUGCAAAUGAAUCGCGCAUGCGGGAAGCCGCCGCUGGCUGAUCCCGCCCUGGCUUACAUUCAGGGCGGGAUGUAAAUGUAGGGUGUUUUUUUACUCACGUUUUGUCUCUCCCACGACGUUAUUCCUCUCUCCUACAGCGUCCAUCACAAUUACAUGCACAUGGUCAAUUAUGCAAAUUAGGCGAUGACAUCAUUUAGCGACUUUUAGGACAGCCAAUAGCUACUUUCCUUACUGAGGAGUUGGCAACACUGCUUGAGCGUUGCACUUGGAUCUUUCCCAUGGUGAAUGGCUACUGCCGCUACGCUGCUGCAAAAUUGACAUUUUUCUGAGUCCAUCCUCGGCUAGUUCUUUGGUGGCUAGCACAUUAAGUGAGCAGUGGCGUGUAUUCAUGAACGCCAAGGGAAGCCAGGCUUCCCCACCCAAAAAACCCAAAUGUAUCUUUCGUCUCUGUAUUCCAUAAUUUUACAUCAAUUCGCAAGAGGCUGAAUGUAUCUCACAGGAGAAGGCAUCAGAGCGAGAGAAACAGUGCCCCUCUUCAAGGGAAGCCAGCUUGGAUUUGGCAUCUCCUAUCAAAUCGCUUUGAGAGCAUACGUCAUUAACAGGAACAACUUGAAUUUUUGCAUCUCGUUUUUGUUGUCCUCCGGCGGCUAGCUAGCUAAAAUGGUCCCUUUCCUAAAUUAGCCAUGGAUGGAGAUAGGGAGUUGGACGAUUCUGAUCCAACCAUUAAUUCAUACAUUGUUGAAGUUGGCUAGCGAGAAAGCAUUUUAGCCAGGUAGCCUAGGACAACAAAAAAUAAAAGCGUGUACUCUAUGACAGAGUAAUAGACUGUUUCGUCAGCAUGAAAGAGAGGAGGAUGGCAUUGGUGUUUCUCUACAAGUAGGGUGAGUCAACAUGUUUUUCUACUUGCACAAACACGCACGCGCACACACACACAUACAGUUGAAGUCGGAAGUUAACAAACACUAAGGUUGGAGUCACUAAAACUCGUUUUUCAACCACUCCACAAAUUUCUUGUUAACAAACUGUAGUUUUGGCAAGUCGGUUAGACAUUUACAUUUACAUUUUAGUCAUUUAGCAGACAAUCUUAUCCAGAGCGACUUACAGUUAGUGAGUGCAUGCAUUUUCAUACUGGCCCCCCGUGGGAAACUAACCCACAACCCUGGCGUUGCAAACGCCAUGCUCUACCAACUGAGCUACACGGGGCCCUACUUUGUGCAUGACACAAGUAAUUUUUCCAACAAUUGUUUACAGACAGAUUAUUUCACUUAUAAUUCACUGUAUCACAAUUCCAGUGGGUCAGAAGUUUACAUACACUAAGUUGACUGUGCCUUUAAACAGCUUGGAAAAUUCCAGAAAAUGAUGUCAUGGCUUUAGAAGCUUCUGAUACAUUUCUGAUAUCAAAGUUGGGGUGUGGCCUAAAAAAGUUUGGGAACCCCUUGACUAGAACGUUCAAUCAUGGAUGAUGCACAACUGAAAUUACUAACAGUCCCCUUUUGCCUCUGACUCUCUUCUCUCUCUUCUUUCUCCAGUUGCACAUCCCAGGCCAUGCUGGGUACCUAGGAAACGAGGAGGCCGACAGGCUGUCCAGAGAGGGAGCAGCGAAACACUUAGAUUAG